Messenger RNA from Zygotorulaspora mrakii, 990 nucleotides. RefSeq lists its product as uncharacterized. Gene Ontology annotation, molecular function: RNA binding; peptidyl-prolyl cis-trans isomerase activity. NCBI's taxonomy places the organism in Eukaryota, Fungi, Ascomycota, Saccharomycetes, Saccharomycetales, Saccharomycetaceae. The record is from RefSeq and is a predicted model, not a curated record. The coding region runs from base 1 to 990 and encodes 329 amino acids. Gene Ontology annotation, biological process: protein peptidyl-prolyl isomerization. The transcript has a single exon. Gene Ontology annotation, cellular component: nucleus.
AUGAGCGUCUUAAUUGAAACUACUCUUGGGGAUCUAGUUAUUGAUUUAGCCUAUGAGAACUACAAAAUUGAAUCCUAUAACUUUUUGAAAUUAUGCGAGAUGGGGUUUUAUGAUCGUCAAUGCUUUUACGAUUUGCAAAAGGGAAGAUCAGUUAUGUUUGGUGAUGCGCUUGUAGGUUUUGAGGAUAGAAAGGAAUUGAGAACCCACAAUAUGUCCAUCAAAGGUCUUGAAGACCAAGAAAGCAGCAAUGGGUCGCAGCUUAUUAGGGCAACGGAUCUACUGUCAACUUCGCAGCGGACUCGGAAGGGUCAAUUUGGAUUUAAGGCUGUCAAUAAAGAUGAUUCUACUCCACAACUAAUAGGUUCUCAAGUUGUUUUGGUUCUGAAUGACCUUGAGGAGCCGAUGCAAAAUAUGAUCUUCUAUGGAGAAGUUACAGUGGAGAGUCAAAAAUUACUAAAAAUUAUGAACAGUCUUGAAGUAGACGACAUGAAACGUCCUUUAAACGAUAUAAGAAUUAAAAAAACUUACCUUGUAUUCGAUCCAUUUCCACCCCUGGAAAAUGUUCACAGGCUCAGCAUAUCAUUACCACUUCGAGAUGUCCGCAUAUCUAAAGAAUGGCUGGAAGAGCAUCGCGAUCUCUGGGAUACAAGAGAUGAAAUUCUGGACGAUAUUAAAAGGAAAGAGUUAGUUUUUGAGAUAGCUUCAGAUGUGCCAACGAUGGGCAUUAAACCGUCGGAAUGCGUUCUUUUCAUAUGCAAGUUAAAUCCUUUGACAAGAGCGAAAGACAUAGCUACAAUUUUCCACAGGUUCGGUGAAAUAAAUUCUGUGGAGAUUAUACGAGAUAAAUUAUCCGGUCGAUCUCUCGGUUAUGGCUUCAUAGAAUUUAAAGACAGGAGAUCUUGUGAAGAAUCUUACAAACAGAUGGAUGGUGUGCUCAUCGAUGAUAAAAGAAUUCACGUGAAUUUCAGUCAAAGUUUUAAACGAAUCUAA